CCACAGUCAGUAAAACAGCUGAAGUGUUCAGAAAAACUCCAUUUCUUUGCUCGGUUCUUCUUUCUUUGUGAUAUAAUUUAAGCAUUUAAUUAUGAGUCACAGGAACAGUACGUCAGGACAAAGCGGUGGUCAAGGACCWGGCUUUGUCGGCAUCAAGUUUUGUCARGAAUGUAACAACAUGUUGUACCCUAAAGAAGACAAGGAAAAUAAGAUUUUAUUAUAUGCAUGCCGUAACUGUGACUACCAACAAGAAUCAGACAACAGCUGUAUUUAUGUGAAUAAGAUUACCCAUGAAGUCAAUGAAAUGACACAAAUAGUUGCAGAUGUAGUGGCAGAUCCAACACUACCAAGAACAGAUGAUCAUGAAUGUCAAAGAUGUGGCAAUAGAGAGUCAGUAUUUUUUCAAUCUCAAUCAAGAAAGGCAGAUCAAAUGACAUUGUACUAUGUAUGUACAUCACCUGACUGUGGCUUCAAGUGGACAGACUAAGCCAAUCAUAGUGUCAAUCAUCUCCAUGACAACAUCAAUCACACAUAAAAAGCUGAGCCAUCAACAAAGUGUUUGAUAUGGUCUUCAUAUGGGAUCCCUGUGUAGUUACUGUAGAAAGGGUGUCCAGCAGUGCCAUUAGUAAAAUUUCUUGUCUCGGAAAAUAUAAUAGUCACACUGCAAUUUAAUAAAUCUUUUUAUUAUAAAAACAUGGAUAGUUUGUUACCAAAAUGCACUGCUUCUAGUAUAUCCUUGAGAGACAAUAGUUUUAUCAAAUUUGAUUUUUUCAUGCUAUAUAAGUUUCUUUGUAUCCAUUUCACUCAAAAAUGAUAACUGUUAUCAUCAAGUCCAUGCAUCUACCUGACUAUUUAUCAUUAUUUACCUUGUAAAAAAAAACA
Exaiptasia diaphana is the source of this 882-nucleotide messenger RNA. Its product is annotated as DNA-directed RNA polymerase II subunit RPB9. The record is from RefSeq and is a predicted model, not a curated record. Gene Ontology annotation, molecular function: DNA-directed RNA polymerase activity; zinc ion binding; nucleic acid binding. Lineage: Eukaryota; Metazoa; Cnidaria; Anthozoa; Actiniaria; Aiptasiidae. Gene Ontology annotation, cellular component: RNA polymerase II, core complex. Bases 92 to 487 code for a protein of 131 amino acids. The transcript is spliced from 6 exons. Gene Ontology annotation, biological process: DNA-templated transcription; transcription-coupled nucleotide-excision repair; transcription initiation at RNA polymerase II promoter.